Messenger RNA from Eucalyptus grandis, 2547 nucleotides. RefSeq names its product monocopper oxidase-like protein SKU5. NCBI's taxonomy places the organism in Eukaryota, Viridiplantae, Streptophyta, Magnoliopsida, Myrtales, Myrtaceae. Gene Ontology annotation, molecular function: oxidoreductase activity; copper ion binding. The coding region runs from base 241 to 2064 and encodes 607 amino acids. The record is from RefSeq and is a predicted model, not a curated record. The transcript is spliced from 9 exons.
CUCUCUCUCUUUCAAAUUUACAUGGAGAGCCGAGAAAGGACCGGCGGGGGGGACCCACCUCGCGGCUGGCCGCUCUGAAAACCCAGUUGUCUCGUUCCUUCUCCGUUCUCUCUCUCUCUCUCAUCUGCGAACUCUUGCUGUCUCUUUGUCUCGUUCUCCACCAUCCCUUUCACUCGCUCACGCGACUUCACAUUUCCUUGUCGGUGAAGGGGACUAAGCCGAUAUCCUCCGUCGUUAUCCAUGCGGAAGAGGGCGUCGCAAAUGCCUUCCGGCGAGUCUUUCUCGUCCCCCUUUACCUCCUCGUCCCUGUUGUCGGCAAUUCUGGUUCUUGGGUCGUUGGGCAGCGGCUUGGCGGGAGACCCUUUUGCGUACUUCGACUGGACCGUGUCGUAUCUCUCCAGUUCGCCUCUUGGAUCCAAGCAGCAGGUGAUUGGGAUUAAUGGGCUGUUCCCAGGGCCCAUUCUUAAUAUCACUACCAAUUGGAAUAUCGUGAUCAAUGUCAAGAAUGAGCUCGAUGAGCCAUUACUUUUGACAUGGAAUGGAAUACAGCACAGGAAGAACUCUUGGCAAGAUGGUGUAUUGGGGACAAAUUGUCCGAUUCCUGCUGGAUGGAAUUGGACAUACCAAUUCCAGGUCAAAGAUCAAAUAGGGAGUUUCUUUUACUUCCCGUCCUUGAACUUCCAGAGAGCGGCAGGUGGAUAUGGGGGAAUCAUAAUAAACAACAGAGAUGUUAUUCCCCUACCUUUUGCAAUGCCAGAUGGAGACAUUACAUUUUUUAUUAGUGACUGGUAUACUAAAAGCCAUAAGAAACUUAGGAAAGACCUAGAAAAGGGAAAAGACCUUGGGUUUCCUGAUGGUAUCCUAAUUAAUGGCUUCGGUCCCUAUCAAUAUGACAAGCAACUUGUUCCAGAUGGCAUUACUUAUCAGAUAAUCAAUGUUGAACCAGCAAAAACUUACCGCAUUAGGGUGCACAAUGUUGGUAUUUCCACUAGUUUAAAUUUCAGAAUACAGAAUCAUAACUUACUACUGGUGGAGACUGAAGGAUCAUACACAGUUCAGCAAAUUUAUACAAACAUGGAUAUUCACGUGGGGCAGUCAUACUCAUUCUUAGUCACAAUGGAUCAAAAUGCAAGCACCGACUACUUCAUAUUUGCCUCUCCCAGCUUCAACUCCUCUAAGUUCAGUAAAGCCGCCGGAGUCGCUGUGUUGCACUACUCCAACUCUCAAGGGCCGGCUUUGGGCCCUCUCCCUGAUCCUGGUGAGAGCGAUGCAUAUGUCUCAAUGAAUCAAGCCAGAUCCAUAAGAUGGAAUGUCUCUGCUGGUGCUGCUCGUCCCAAUCCACAAGGUUCUUUUAGGUAUGGUGACAUUACUGUUACAGAUGUGUAUGUCAUCCUUAACAGAUCUCCGGAGCUUAUCAAUGGAAAAUGGCGUACCACCUUGAAUGGUAUAUCUUAUUUACCGCCUUCAACUCCCCUAAAGCUUGCGCAGCAGUUCAACCUUCUUGGUCUUUACAAGCUUGAUUUCCCGAAUAGACUAAUGAACAGACCCGCCAAACUUGAUACUUCUUUGAUAAAUGGAACUUAUAAAGGUUUUCUGGAAAUCAUCUUCCAGAACAAUGGCACUAAUGUCCAGAGCUACCACUUAGAUGGCUAUGCGUUCUUUGUCGUGGGUAUGGACUUUGGAGUAUGGACGGAAAGUAGCAGAACCACUUAUAACAAAUGGGAUGGAGUUGCUCGUUCCACUACGCAGGUUUUUCCCGGAGCUUGGACAGCCAUCUUGGUUUCACUUGACAACGCCGGCAUUUGGAAUCUCCGCACAGAGAAUCUUGACUCAUGGUAUCUGGGUCAAGAAUUGUAUAUGAGUGUUGUCAAUCCAGAAAAUGACACAGAUGAGUUUCAGUUGCCUGAUAAUACCAUAUACUGUGGCGUACUAUCUUCGUUUCAGAAUGACCAAGCUCAGAGGUUCAAGUUUUCCAGCGCAUCAUCUACUUCUAAUGGACGUAAAACAUUUCUAAUGGCAUUGGUAGCAAUAGCGUUUGGGUGCUUCGUCCUUUCACCAAGUUAAAUGAUUCAGCAGCAAGGACUUAAUGUUAUAGCAAAAUGGGAGCAUUUUCCAUGCUUUGAGGUUGAAGGCAAGCUAUGGCUCUUCGAUUGUGGAGGUCAAGAUGUCAGGAGAACAAGUCAACCUACAAUUUUGCUGGUCGAGAAUGGUAGCAAAGAGGUGGAAUCUGCUAACAGCAAUUAAAUCUAUCAUACUACGCAAUUGAAAGUGCUAUGCAUGUAAGAGAGGAUUGUAGAAUACUAAUCUUUUAGAAGUGAGUCAGUGGGAUCUCUAUACUUAAUAUUGCUGUCUCUGUUCAUUCGUCUUUUUGUGGGUAUUUGUAUUGUUUUCUAUUUAAACAUAAAUAGAGGAAGGCCUUUUUGAAGGCUUAUGUUGAUGGAAGUGUUUAUUCUGUAAGCCAAAUCAGAUAUCACUUCUAAGGUUCUUCUUCAAAUAUUGCCCUCCAGUACGCGAACAUUGUAAGCGUCACAGGGCACUGUUCAUCUU